Messenger RNA from Penicillium riverlandense, 1500 nucleotides. RefSeq names its product fungal specific transcription factor domain-containing protein. The coding region runs from base 1 to 1500 and encodes 499 amino acids. The record is from RefSeq and is a predicted model, not a curated record. NCBI's taxonomy places the organism in Eukaryota, Fungi, Ascomycota, Eurotiomycetes, Eurotiales, Aspergillaceae. The transcript is spliced from 3 exons.
AUGAUUGCAGAAAUACAGAAUCGUCAACAUGAUCUUGCCACGCCAGUUUCAGAUGACGAAAUCAUUGUCCAGCGUAUUGCCUUGCGUGCGGCAAGCCUUAUGGAUAGAACUAUGUUCAAUCAUCACUUCGACACCGCUCUGGGCAAUCGGCCGAGGCAUUUGUACUUUGCUACAUCUCAUCACCUUCGCAGCAAUCCGUCAUCGUUGACAACGAAGCAGGAUCUUAGUUCACAGAUCUACAAUGCACACUUGGAACUCGUCAGCAUUGCCACAGAUUCCAUAGAGCAACUUCAAUCGCAACUGGUCCGCUCCACUGAAAACCCUUUCUUCCAAUUAACAGAACUGCACAAUCGUCUACAAAGCUGGUAUGGCAGUCUCCCGAGCCGCCUGCGCUGGAACUAUCAAACAAAAGAGUCUACUCCAAGUCUCUUCCUUCUCCACCAACUAUACCAUGCCGUCCUGAUCUUGCUAUAUCGUCCUUUUGCGUCCCAGGAGGCACUAAUGAGCAUUGUCGACCGGUUUACGGGCGCCAACAUUAACCAGCUAUCCGAAUCUAUUCACAAUAUCCUACUUACGAAUGCGAUUCGGAUAGCGGACCUCAUCUUCGAGUCUCGCGAACAAUUUGAACCCGGCGCUAUCUUUCCCCUAUCGGUUCAGCAAGGAGCUCUUGCAGCCGGAGUUCUUUUAGCCCACAUAUCACGGAUAGAGGGCAACGGUAUAGGAGAUUCGGGUCUCCGACACCUGAAAAUUCUACAACAGUUUUUCAUUGACAUGUCUGCGAUACAAGGACCAGCUGACAGGUUGGCUCGGACUCUGCGGGAUAUCACUGUAGCUACGAGCAGCUGUGGCAGCCCUACGGAGGGAUGGAAGGCUCGCACCCCUCGGCAGAGCAUAGAUAUUACGAACUCAGACACAGAGCGGGUUGAAAUUUCAGUUAGUCGCCCCAGCGAUGCCAUCUGGGUCAACAGAGAUGACGAAUGUGGCGGAACCAACCUGCCAGGACAGCGACACGAUUGCGGAGCUCAAGAGCAAGACAUCACUGCCGCUACGUCUAAGGAUAAUGACGCCCCGAUAGAUGGAAGUCCUUAUGGACUUGGUCCAAUAAGAGAUUCAGACCACAGACCAGAUUUGUCACCUGCUUCAAAUAAUUCGAUCGGCCGCCGCUCUCACAGCCAAUCAUUGCUCCGGGGCAACGACGCAAUGAAUUCAACAAGCAUGCCUUCCGCACACGCCAUGCAACCAAGUCCCACCCGCCUAACACCUGUGGAUAUGUCCUUGGACCCAGGAGGGUUAUUUUCUCCUCGGUUUUCCCCUGGAACAGACCCCUUGAGCUUGCCCGUGGCUGGUCCUGACUUGGACGCCUGGGACAAGGAAGCUGUCAGCGUAUCCUGGUCUGAUACAUUCAAAGCGCUUAGGGCAGUGCAUGAGCGAUCUGGGUCGGAGAAGACGGUUGCUAACGAGUUCGGUGAUGUGAUGGGGGGCGUCUUUAAGCUGUGGUGA